Molecule: messenger RNA, 2408 nt
Organism: Cucurbita moschata (crookneck pumpkin)
Lineage: Eukaryota; Viridiplantae; Streptophyta; Magnoliopsida; Cucurbitales; Cucurbitaceae
Product: BTB/POZ domain-containing protein At1g03010
Exons: 4
Coding region: 354-2255 (633 amino acids)
Molecular function (GO): protein binding
Source: RefSeq, a predicted model, not a curated record
AAAAAUUGAAAGUUCAAUGGUUAUUUCAUUUCUUCAUCUUUCCAUUCACCGAAAAGUUCAAUUCUACGAUCACUCCUCUGUUUCUGCCUUUUCUUUUCCACUUUCUUGACUUUACGAUUAUGUUCAUUAUAAUUACUCAUUAAGCUAACGCGUUCCAAAGCCAUUACAUUCCCCUUUCAAUCUUGCAUGAGUUCAUGUGGCUUUCCAUUCACUCCAUCCCCCUUUCUUCUCACAAAAUGCCUUGAAUUGUGAUUUUCUUCGUGUAUUUUGAAAUGGGUUUCGAUUUCUGAGACGGGUUUGUUGCUUGGAUUUUGUGGAGCGGUGAGUAUAUAUAUAUAUAUAUAUAUUUGAUAAUGGGGGUCGUCACUGUUGCGGAGUUGAAGCCGAGUAUUUCCGGGAAGAGAUCGUUUCGUCCGAGUUCGAGCAUAAGGCAUGCGACUGAGUGGCCAAUUUCUGAUGUCUCCAGUGAUCUCGCCAUAGAAGUAGGCGGCUCGAGCUUUGCGCUUCACAAGUUUCCUUUAGUUUCUCGUAGCGGAAAGAUACGAAAAUUAUUGUUGGAAGCAAAAGAUUCGAAAACUUCCCGGGUUAACCUCUCUACUAUUCCUGGUGGACCCGAGGCGUUCGAGCUAACUGCAAAGUUCUGUUAUGGUAUUAAUGUUGAGAUUACAUUAUCAAAUGUUGCUAUGCUGCGUUGUGCUUCUCAUUACUUGGAGAUGACCGAGGAGUUCGCAGACAGAAACUUGGAAACCCGAACUGAAUCGUACCUAAAGGAUAUGGUAUUUCCAAAUAUAUCGAACUCGAUAUCGGUUCUUCACCGGUGCGAAAGUUUAUUACCUUUUUCAGAAGAGAUCAAUCUGGUAAGCAGACUCAUUCAUGCGAUUGCUAGCAAUGCAUGCAAAGAGCAGCUGACUUCUGGCCUACUAAAGUUAGAUCAUAACUAUCCGUCCAAAGCUGUUCAUAACAUCGAGCCAGAAACGCCAUCGGAUUGGUGGGGGAAGUCACUAACUGUGCUGAAUCUCGACUUCUUCCAAAGGGUUCUAUUGGCCGUGAAGUCGAAGGGUUUAAAACAGGAUAUGAUCAGCAAGAUUUUGAUAAACUAUGCUCAUAAUUCCCUUCAAGGCCUUGUUGUUAGAGACCAUCAUUUAGUGAAGGGAAGUUCCUUAGAUUUGGAAUUGCAAAGGAAGCAGAGGGUGAUCGUUGAGACAAUCGUGAGCUUGUUACCGACGCAGUCCCGAAAGAGCCCAGUUCCAAUGGCAUUUCUUUCAAGUUUGUUAAAAACAGCCAUUACUGCUUCGGCUUCGACUUCUUGUAGAUCGGACUUGGAGAGACGGAUGGGCUUGCAAUUGGACCAAGCUAUUCUCGAGGACGUUUUAGUUCCUUCAAUCACUCAUGGGAUCAACCAUAGCACUAUGUAUGAUUCGGAAUCAGUAGUGAGGAUCUUCUCCAUCUUUUUGAACUUGGACGAGGAAGACGACGACGAAGAUAGUCACUUGAGAGAUGAAAGCGAAAUGAUGUGUGAUUUCGAUAGUCCUGGUUCGCCUAAACAAAGUGCAAUUCUCAAGGUUUCUAAGCUAUUGGAUAAUUAUUUAGCGGAAGUUGCACUCGACUCAAAUUUGAUGCCUUCGAAGUUCAUAGCGUUAGCAGAACUACUUCCUGAUCAUGCUCGGGCCGUAAGCGAUGGCUUGUACCGAGCUGUAGAUAUCUUUCUCAAAGUUCAUCCGAACAUUAAAGACUCGGAACGUUACCGCCUUUGCAAAACCAUCGACUGUCAGAAGCUAUCUCAAGAAGCAUGUAGCCAUGCUGCACAAAAUGAAAGGCUACCAGUGCAGAUGGCAGUGCAAGUGCUAUAUUUUGAGCAAAUCAGGUUAAGGAAUGCAAUGAAUGGCAACCACAAUCAGCUGUUUUUCGGUUCGACGAAUGGUAGCCAAUUUCCUCUACGAUCGAGCAGUGGUGCAGGAAGUGGAGCCAUCUCUCCACGGGACAAUUACGCAUCGGUUCGAAGAGAGAACCGGGAGCUGAAACUCGAAGUUGCUCGAAUGAGAAUGAGGCUUACAGACUUGGAAAAGGAUCAUGUUUCCAUGAAGCAGGAGCUUGUAAAGUCACAUCCUGCAAACAAGCUAUUCAAAUCAUUCACCAAGAAGUUAAGUAAACUCAAUGUUCUUUUCAGGAUAAACAGCAUCAAACCUAUAGGGACGAAGAACAGUUCCGAAAACCGGUUCCCGUUUCAAAAACGAAGGCGACAUUCGGUUUCGUGAUUCUGAAUCUAUUGUAUUUGGAUGAGUUAAGUGAGAGUGUAUAGUGUAAACUUAAAUGUGAUCUUGUCUAAUAUGAGGUUGAUAGCUAUUGAGUGUUGAUUCUGGCUGUUGCUUUGUUCAUUCUCAAAUGCAGACAUUCUAAGCUUGUGUUCU